CUGUGGGUGACUGUGCCAUCCUGCACUUCUCUCAGAAUGGAAUCUGUGCUAAAAUAUUUGGAAUGGAUGUAUGUGGGCUUGGCCCUGCUGGGUGGUCUGCUCACUCUGCUUCUGUUGGAGAUCUUCAAAUUGAACUCCUCCAGGAGCUGCAGCCCCCCUGGACCCAAACCACUGCCCUUUGUGGGUAACCUGCCCCAAUUCAUUAGGAAUCGAAUGGCCUUCAUCAGAUCGAUGCCGAAAUAUGGUGAGAUUUGCACAGUAUACUUUGGAAAGAAGCCAACGAUCAUGCUGAAUACCAUGCAGAUUGCGAAAGAAGCUUUUGUUCAAAAUGGGAACGUGUUCUCUGGAAGGCCAUCCAUGCCAAUAAUACGCUCCAGCAAAAGCUAUGGUAUUGUGAUGGCCCAAUAUGGUCACUCAUGGAGAGAGCAGCGACGGUUUGCUCUGCACACACUGCGUGACUUUGGUCUGGGAAGGAAAACUGUGGAAGAGCAUAUUUCAGAGGAGGCGCAAUACCUCCUCAAGGAGAUGUUCAAACAAGAAGGAAAACCUUUCCAUCCCAUCCACCUUCUUAUGAACGCAGUAUCUAAUGUGGUCUGCUCCAUCAUCUUUGGAGACCGUUUCGAUUAUGACAACAAGCGCUUUGCUAUGCUGCUGAAACUUCUGAAUGAAAACGUUCAGCUUGCUGGAUCAGCUGUGGCGCAGCUUUGCAACUUGGUUCCUAUCAUAAAACACUUUCCAGGGCCUCAGCAGAAGAUCUUGCAUAAUUCCUUUGCCUUAAAAGAUUUUAUCCUUGAAUUUGUGGAGGAGCACAAGAAGACUCUGGACCCAGACAACCUCCGGGACUUCACUGACGCCUACCUGAUUGAGAUGACCAAGCAAGAGUCAAAAAAAGACUCUACAUUCCAUGUGGAGAACAUGAUAACUUCGAUCUCAGACCUUUUCUUUGCUGGGACAGACACUACAGCAAAUACCCUCCGAUGGGGACUUAUUUACAUGAUGAACCACCUCGACGUGCAAGAACGCUGUCAUGAAGAGAUCAUUCGGCUGAUGGGUUUUGACCGCUCUCCCUGCAUGGGUGACCGUACACAGCUCCCAUACACUUGCGCCACUAUUUAUGAGAUCCAGCGCUGCGCUAACGUCGUUCCUCUUGGUGCAGCACACCAAACCACAGAACCAGCACAGCUACGAGGAUACCACCUGCCCAAGGGAUCUGAGGUCAUGGUCAACUUAACGGCCAUCAUGACUGACAAAGAGCACUGGAAGUAUCCAGACACGUUCAACCCAGAGAACUUUCUGGAUAAAAAAGGACAGUUCUGCAAAAAUGAAUCCUUUCUGCCGUUCUCUCUGGGUCCGAGGGUGUGUCUUGGCGAGUCUCUAGCAAAGAUGGAGCUCUUCAUCUUCUUCACCUCUCUGCUCCAGCAGUUUAAGUUCUCAUGGCCUCCUGGAGCUCCACCGUACAACAUGGAUGGUGCUGGGUUCUUGGUUCUCGCUCCAUUGCCCUUCAAUAUAAUCUGCCGCAGCAGACAGACCCCUCACUGAAUCACCGAUGUGUUCAGUCUUUAUACCUGAACAUUCAGUACCAGACCUGGAGAACUUCCUCUGCUCUAAUGCAUGUAAUCAAUCUUAAUCUGAGUAUACUAUCAAGUUUUUGCUUUGCACCAGGACCAACCUGGGGUAAAUGUACAUGGGGUAAAUACAUGAUUUCCACUAAAAUAAUGAGCACAAUAGUUACAUUUUAUCAGGUAUUUCUAACAGAGGAAUUAUACAGUUUGAAAUGUAUGUAAAGGCUAUUUUUGUAAUGCUUAGACUGGGGUCUAAAAUUCUGAAAUCACAUAGAAAAUCUGGGAUUUUUUAAUAUUUAAACCUGGAAAUACACAGAAAGAAAAAAAUAUUAAAACAAAAAAAAGUUUAUGCGCUAUUUCUAGGUCAGCAUUCAAAUGUAAAGCUGAGUUGCCAUGUAAAGCCUGAAAUAAACAUAUAAAAGUCA
Molecule: messenger RNA, 1987 nt
Organism: Colossoma macropomum (tambaqui)
Lineage: Eukaryota; Metazoa; Chordata; Actinopteri; Characiformes; Serrasalmidae
Product: cytochrome P450 2C15-like
Exons: 9
Coding region: 37-1539 (500 amino acids)
Biological process (GO): xenobiotic metabolic process
Cellular component (GO): intracellular membrane-bounded organelle; cytoplasm
Molecular function (GO): heme binding; iron ion binding; oxidoreductase activity, acting on paired donors, with incorporation or reduction of molecular oxygen, reduced flavin or flavoprotein as one donor, and incorporation of one atom of oxygen
Source: RefSeq, a predicted model, not a curated record